UGCUGGAGGCUAAAGGGUGGAGAGACUUUGAGAAGAAGAUGAGAGGAAGUUACUGGACUGCUUUAAAGAUGAAUUGGAAAGUGUGGACUCCCUUCCAGUUCAUCAAUAUCAACUUUGUGCCUGUUCAGUUCAGAGUGCUGUUUGCCAACUCGGUCGCCUUAUUUUGUGGGCCUUUCUGGUUCCUUCUGGUUGUGGUCUGUACAGGGUACGGCUCCACCCCUGAGCUGAGGAAACGAUUUUGGAGGCCAAAAAAAAGGCCAACAAUGGAGCCCUGGUCCAUCAGAUUGACCCAGCUGGAGCUGCACGCUAUGCCAUUAAUGGGUUGGUUAUUACAGGACCGGUGAGCCAUUACGUUUACCAGCUGAUGGAAGUGUGGAUGCCCAGCACAGACCCGCUCUGCAUUGUAAAACGUCUGCUGCUGGAUCGACUUGUUUUUGCCCCCGGCUUUCUGCUCAUUUUCUACUUUGUUAUGAACAUGCUGGAGGCUAAAGGGUGGAGAG
Anarrhichthys ocellatus (wolf-eel) is the source of this 500-nucleotide messenger RNA. RefSeq names its product protein SYM1-like. Bases 39 to 344 code for a protein of 101 amino acids. NCBI's taxonomy places the organism in Eukaryota, Metazoa, Chordata, Actinopteri, Perciformes, Anarhichadidae. The transcript is spliced from 8 exons. The record is from RefSeq and is a predicted model, not a curated record. Gene Ontology annotation, cellular component: membrane.